AUUUGGUUUAUUGAUUUUUUUAAGUUGGGCAGUCAUACGUGGGAUUAAAUAAAUUGGUGCCGGGUAUGCUCAGAUAACUUCAAUGACGCCUCAGCUCCUCAGAGAUACUGCCUGCCUCCAGGAAUCUAGUCCUUUACUGUGUAGGAAGGCUAAGUCCAUUUUUAGUUCUUGCAGCAUUCGUGGGAGAGCUGUGCCUUUGAAUUUUUUUCACUUAGACACAUUGAACGAAGACACACUGUGGACUUUUUCUGAUUUAAAAUAUAUAUAUAUAUAUAGCAGGAAGAAAAAAAUGUUAUUUUUUUUAAACUGGCUCUGGAGUAAGAUUGAGUAAGCAUAUUCCUUUUUUCUCUUCCACUGAAUGCAACUAUGAAACCUGGACAGAAUGCAUGGAGCAGCUAUAUAAGGACUCCGUCAGCAAAUAGUGGCAGGUGGAUUGAGAAAGAAGAUGAGAAUUCAAAGUACCAUUGAACUGGCAAGCAAAUUGGAGCUUUGGCAGAUCAGCAUAUUGUCCAUGUGGCAUGUGGCGAGUCCCACAGUCUGGCCCUCAGUGACCGGGGCCAGCUUUUUUCUUGGGGUGCAGGGAGCGAUGGACAGCUAGGACUCAUGACUACUGAGGACUCCGUGGCAGUACCCAGGUUAAUACAAAAGCUGAACCAGCAGACAAUAUUACAAGUUUCCUGUGGCAACUGGCAUUGCUUGGCUCUUGCAGCUGAUGGGCAGUUCUUCACAUGGGGAAAGAACAGCCAUGGUCAGCUGGGCCUGGGGAAGGAGUUCCCCUCCCAAGCCAGCCCGCAGAGGGUGAGGUCCCUGGAGGGGAUCCCACUGGCCCAGGUGACUGCAGGAGGGGCUCACAGCUUUGCCCUGUCUCUCUCAGGAGCUGUUUUUGGCUGGGGGAUGAAUAAUGCAGGGCAGCUAGGACUCAGUGAUGAAAAAGAUCGAGAGUCUCCUUGUCACGUGAAGCUCUUACGAACGCAGAAAGUGGUCUAUAUUAGUUGUGGGGAGGAACACACAGCAGUCCUCACAAAAAAUGGAGGUGUGUUUACCUUUGGUGCUGGUUCCUGCGGGCAACUUGGACAUGACUCCAUGAAUGAUGAGGUUAAUCCAAGAAGAGUUCUAGAGCUGAUGGGCAGUGAAGUAACUCAGAUCGCUUGUGGCAGACAACACACGCUAGCCUUUGUGCCUUCUUCUGGACUCAUCUAUGCGUUUGGUUGUGGAGCAAGAGGUCAAUUAGGAACUGGACACACUUGUAACGUUAAGUGCCCGUCUCCUGUGAAGGGGUACUGGGCUGCCCAUAGUGGCCAGCUUUCAGCCAGAGCUGAUCGCUUUAAAUAUCAUAUUGUUAAGCAGAUCUUCUCUGGAGGAGACCAAACUUUUGUACUUUGCUCCAAAUAUGAGAAUUAUUCUCCUGCUGUUGACUUCAGGACUAUGAACCAAGCACAUUACACCAGUUUAAUAAAUGAUGAAACUAUAGCAGUUUGGAGACAAAAACUCUCAGAACAUAACAACGCAAAUACAAUCAAUGGUGUUGUUCAGAUAUUAUCUUCUGCAGCCUGUUGGAAUGGAAGUUUUCUUGAAAAAAAAAUUGAUGAACAUUUUAAAACAAGCCCCAAAAUCCCUGGGAUUGACCUGAACUCAACCAGAGUGUUAUUUGAGAAGCUGAUGAACUCUCAGCACUCCUUGAUUCUAGAACAGAUCUUAAACAGCUUUGAAAGUUGCCUGAUUCCCCAGUUGUCGAGUUCACCACCAGAUGUUGAAGCAAUGAGAAUCUAUUUAAUACUACCUGAGUUUCCCCUGCUCCAGGAUUCCAAGUAUUACAUAACAUUGACUAUUCCUUUGGCUAUGGCCAUCCUACGGCUGGAUGCAAACCCCAGCAAAGUAUUAGAUAACUGGUGGUCUCAGGUAUGCCCGAAAUAUUUCAUGAAGCUGGUAAACCUCUAUAAAGGUGCAGUCGUUUAUCUCCUGAGGGGAAGAAAGACAUUCUUAAUUCCCGUACUGUUUAACAAUUACAUUACAGCAGCUCUUAAACUCUUGGAAAAGUUAUAUAAGGUAAAUCUUAAAGUGAAGCAUGUGGAAUAUGAUACGUUUUACAUCCCUGAGAUUUCUAAUCUUGUGGACAUUCAGGAAGACUACCUCAUGUGGUUCUUGCAUCAAGCAGGGAUGAAAGCUAGACCAUCUAUAAUACAGGAUGCUGUAACACUGUGUUCCUAUCCUUUCAUCUUUGAUGCCCAAGCCAAGACCAAAAUGUUACAGACUGAUGCUGAACUACAGAUGCAGGUGGCAGUCAACGGAGCCAAUCUGCAGAAUGUCUUCAUGCUUCUCACCCUGGAGCCUCUGCUGGCCAGAAGCCCCUUCCUGGUCCUUCAUGUUCGCAGGAACAACCUCGUUGGAGAUGCGCUGAGAGAGCUGAGCAUUCAUUCUGAUAUUGAUUUGAAAAAGCCUCUCAAAGUAAUCUUCGAUGGUGAAGAAGCAGUGGAUGCUGGUGGUGUUACAAAGGAGUUCUUUCUUUUGCUGUUAAAAGAACUUUUGAAUCCCAUCUAUGGAAUGUUUACCUAUUACCAAGAUUCAAAUCUCUUAUGGUUUUCAGAUACAUGUUUUGUAGAGCAUAACUGGUUUCACUUGAUUGGCAUAAUCUGUGGACUAGCAAUCUACAACUCCACCGUGGUUGAUCUCCACUUCCCAUUGGCUCUUUACAAGAAGUUACUGAAUGUAAAGCCUGGUUUGGAAGACUUAAAGGAGCUGUCACCCACUGAAGGAAGGAGUCUUCAAGAGCUUCUAGAUUACCCUGGGGAAGAUGUUGAGGAGAUUUUCUGCCUCAACUUCACGAUCUGUCGCGAAAGCUAUGGAGUGAUUGAACAGAAGAAGCUGAUACCUGGGGGAGAAAAAGUGACCGUGUGUAAGGAUAACAGGCAGGAAUUUGUGGAUGCUUAUGUGAAUUACGUCUUCCAAAUCUCAGUUCAUGAGUGGUACACAGCCUUCUCCAGUGGCUUCCUAAAGGUGUGUGGUGGCAAAGUACUUGAGCUCUUUCAGCCCUCAGAACUGAGGGCCAUGAUGGUGGGAAACAGCAACUACAACUGGGAGGAACUAGAAGAGACUGCCAUCUACAAGGGUGAUUACUCAGCUACACAUCCCACUGUGAGACUAUUUUGGGAAACAUUUCAUGAGUUUCCGCUGGAAAAGAAGAAGAAGUUUCUCUUGUUCCUGACGGGCAGCGACAGGAUUCCCAUCUACGGCAUGGCGAGCCUGCAGAUUGUCAUCCAGUCCACAGCCAGCGGGGAGGAGUACUUGCCCGUGGCCCACACUUGCUACAACCUUCUUGACCUUCCCAAGUACAGCAGCAAAGAGAUUCUGAACGCUCGGCUGACCCAGGCCCUUGACAACUAUGAGGGGUUCAGUUUGGCCUGAGGUUCCGCAGCUUGCCCUGGAUUUCCCUUCCUUCCUCAGUGUCUGCAUUGACGCCUAUACAGAAAAUCUGGGGAGUGAUUUCUAUUUUUUUAUUGUAGAAGUAGGUUGGGACUUUUGAAUCCUGAGCCUGGUUGAUGGUGGUUUCUGGGGUCGUAAGCAGUGAACAACCUUUGGGAAAAAUCAGGCGUUGUGGAUGGGGUGAAAAAUUGGCUCUUGUAUGGGAGUUGUUUGUUUUUUUGUUUUGUAACCAACUGCCCAGUGUUCUUUGCACUUGUGAAUAUGUUGCACUCUGCUGGAUGAAAUGGCAGUGGUUCCCCAAGCUCUCAUUGCCCAGCCCUGACCUGGCCUCACAGUGCUUCCUUGCCCUCCUCUUGACUUCUUACUCCUCAGCAAGGAUGAUUCUGACUGAUCCGUCCCUUCCUACUGCGCAUGCAGAAUUUCUGCUCUCUGCAGCCUUGGAAAUGGCCUGGCUUGUUGCAGCCCUUCUCUAACCCAGAGGCGGCAAGGACUAUUUCAGAACCUCCACUUCCAAAAGACUGAGUCUGGGUCCAGUAUUUUAGUUGAACUUUGGAGAAUUUAUAGGAGGCUUUAUGAACACAACUUGGUUUUUCGUUUUUUUUUUUUUUUUUAAAGGGUUCUUGAGGGAAAGCUAAUCUUCCUCUGCCUAUGCCUAGCUCCUGGACCUCCUUAAAGACGUGCAGAGCAGUUUAGAGUUGCAGCUGAGCCAAGUUGUGUUUUGUUGCUCGGCUGUGUCCCUUUGACAGUAAGGUAAAGCGACAGGCUCCUCCACCCCUUCCUUUAUCUCUCUUUUGGAGCAAGUUGCAUUGAUUUUUUAAGAGUCUCUAUCUUCUCCAAGAAAAUUAGAAAUGAUAAAUUUCUUGUCACUUUCCCUAUCACCUUGUGUCUCCUACCACUUUCUCUUUUGUUCCUUCUGUUAUUUUCUUCUCUUCCUGUUCUCUUUCCUCCCUUCCUCUGCUUUCCUCUUUUCUUUGCUUCAUCCCCUUCUUUGCUACUUUACUGAAUGUUCCUCCUUCUUCCCCUCGUGGAUGCAUGCCGUCUAUUUUUUUUAUUUCUAUUUAAAUUGCAAAAUUUCUUCUCACCUCUUUUUUUUCCUCUUCCCUGAUUGCUAAGACUUAAAAAAGGAUAUUCUUUAUUAUGGAAGUUUGUUUAUCAGAUUUGAAAUGUUUGUUUACAAUGGGAUUUCAGGGGGGAUUGUGUUUAAAUCAAAUAUAUGUAUCUCUAAAAUAAUGACAUGCUCAGCCUUCCUCAUCAUGGGAUAAGAAAGUUCUACAUGAUCAAAGAACCCAUGUUGGCCUAAUUUUAAAUUCCUAGCAACUAGAGAAAAGACUUAUUUAUAUAAAAUGAAGUAUUUAUGGACCGUGAUACAGCAUCAAAUCUCAAUGAAGCAUUGUAGAUUUUUGCUUUUUCUUUUUGUUUUUUAAACUUAUUCCAAUUGCUAAAUUGGUAGUUUUUCAGUCUUUAUAAUACAAGAUUAAAAAAAGAUAUACAGUUAUAUGAAAUGUUUAUUUUCUAUGUGUGUGCAAAUAGUUCAAUAUUAUGCAAUAAAUUUGGUGUUUUAACUUUAAGCUAAUUCCUGUUGUACUUGCAGAAUGGGUAGCUUGCUUCCAGUAGAGGCAUUAGGUCAUAUACCAAAUAUUCGAAUACGAAAACCAAACCCAUUGCCAUCGAGUCGAUUCCGACUCAUAGCGACCCUAUAGAACAGAGUAGAACUGCCCCGUAGAGUUUCCAAGGAGUGCCUGGUGGACUCGAACUGCUGACCUUUUGGGUAGCAGCUGUAGCACUUAACAGCUACGCCACCAGGGUUUCCAAUAUUUGAAUAGAAAGUAAAAUUAGGUUCCUGCCGUAAGAAGGUAGAACCAAGUGUGUAGAAAUGGGGGAGAAAGCAAGGGUGGGAGCCAGGGUAAGGAGAGUAGAUGGCCUUGUGGAUGGGUAGGAUUUCUAGAGGUUGUGAUGGAUGAAAAGGCAUUUCCCAUAGAAGGGGGCAGUCUUAGCCAACACAUGAACCUGGGGCGUAUUUAGGGAAGGGCCAGGAAUAAUUUGAUGGGAGCAUCAGAGGAAAUAGGAGAGUGAUGGUAAAUAAAACUGGGAAGAAGGUAGGUUUGGGGCUGAGGAACCAGGAUAAGCAUUUGGAGCUUUAGUUGGUAGCCAGGGAAGAAUUUUUUAAAACAUUAAGCACCUUGGGAUGGGGUAGGAAGUAGUGAUAUGACAUGAACCUGGUUUUAAGAAGAAGUAAGUAGACAAGGCCCAUUGGAGGGAUUGGAGUGGGAAAGACUGAGUCUUGGAUGGGGUACAUAGGCAGAACUGGAGUGGAAAAGACUGAAGACAGUAACUCAAAGCUUAGGCUGGAAGCAGUGCCCAUGGCAGCGGUGCAAGUAAAAAGUGCAUGAAGUGAGAAAUGGGGAGAAGGAAGCAGAAGCCUUCAAGAGCUGAAAGGGAAAAGGAGAAAUUAAAGGUAAUCAGAGACUUUUUAAUCUAAUGAUUGAUGCUGAGCCCAGUUAUGCACACCAAAAGAGGGUGGGGAACACAGCUUAAAAAUCUUUUCAAUAAAUUUGUAGAGCAAGUACAAUGUAUUAUUUUGCCAGACUUAAUAGAUAUUUUAAGGUGGUAAAGACAACAGUAUCUUUCCGUUAAUAAGUUUCAUUUAACAAACAUUUGGUAACCUACAUAUGUGCUGAGUUUGAAGGGGAAAAUGCCAUAUUUUUUUGUCUUUUAUUGUGGUGAAAACAUAUGUAGCAGCACUUACCAUCUCAUCCCAGCCACGUUUCAUUUUGAGUAGAAGAAGCCAAGUUAGUUUACAUUAUUGGGUCUCAAAAUCCUCAUCCAUGAAAUAAAGGGAUUGGAUCAGCUAAUUUCUGUGGUCCCCUUGAGCUCUAAAAUUCCAGCACUGAGAACAGCACCUGGCACAUAGAGGCACCCAAUCCAUAUUUGUUGCAUGAAUGAGACGGUGCUGCUUCUAAAACACUGUGAUUUUUCUGUGAUAGUUUCCUUCUUUUGUCUUCAUCACUUCUUUAGAAGAUCCUGCUCUCCCAGAUAGGCAUUUAUCUACCUACCUAACCUCCCCUGUCCCGCAGACCUUUGGAAGUUUCUUCACUGUUUCAGUCAUCUACCAAUUUAAUGAAAUCAUUUAGCAGCUUUCUUUUGGUGGGUGGGGUUCAAUGCAAGUGUGUGUAGACAGCUUAGCAAAACCUACUCCUCUGUGUGAAAGCCUUUUUGAUGACAUGAAUGGCACUCUGGUAAUAAUCUAGGAGAGCAGGGAAGGGUUGUCCAAUUAGGAAGCCCCCCCGCCCCGCCCCCCACCGGGGCUAAAAUCGUUUUCACAUUUUUAAAAGGGUUGAAAAUUUAAAAAAAAAGGAAGAAUACGUGACAAAGUCUGUAGGACCCACAAAGCCUGAAGUAAUAUUUGGCCUUUACAGAGAAUGUUUGCUAACCCAUGUGAGACCAGACUAGCAGGGAUCACAGUAAUAAAGUAGGUACUCACUGAAGUCGUAUGAGGAACGUGGGUCAAAUCUGAUGCUGAACCAGAGAGAACAAGUGUGUGGGCUUUUCUGACACAGGGGUAAGAAAAUCACGCUUCGUCUAGAAACAGGGUCCAGAAAUGGGCCCCAGGGUUUUGACCACAAUUUUCAUUAACACUUACUGUGUGCUGUGUUGUAUACCAGGCCCUGUGUCCAGCAUCUGACGUGAACUUUAUAGUUUAAUUGCCAUCAGAGUCUUCCUGGUUCUAUACUUACUAGCUGUGCAGGCUUGGGCAGGUUUCUUAACCUCUCUGUGCCUCAUUUUCUUUGUUUUGAAAAUGGGGAUUAAAUAAAUGAAUUCACAUUAAGCACAUAGAACAGCGCCUAGCACAUAAAAGCUCUUUGUAAUGGCUCAGUGGUAGAAUUUUGGUGUUCCAUGCAGAGACCAGGGUCCGAUUGCUGGCCAAUGUACCUCCUGCAACCACCCACCUGUCAGUGGAGGCUUGCAUGUUGCUUUGGUGCUGAACAGGUUCAGUGGAGCUUCCAGAUUAAGACAGACUAGCAAGAAAGGCCUGGGGAUCUGCUUCCUGCAGUCAGUCAGUGAAAACUCCAUGGAUCACAACAGUUUAAUCUGCAACGAGUCGAUCACGGCGUUGGCUCAGGACCAGGCAGCAUUUCAUUCUGUUUUGCGUGGGGUCACCAUGAGAUGGGGCCAACUUGACUGCAGCCCGCAGCUGUAUUAUACAAAUUUUUCACGUGAAGAAAUUAAUGUUUAGAGAAAAUAAUUUGUCUACUAGCACAUAAACAGCGGUGAGAUCUAGAACUAACAAUUAACCCAUAUUAUGCCUUGCUGCUAGAGAUGGGCAGCACAUUUGACUGAGGCUGCUUAGUGGCCACAUACAAAGGACAAUCAUGUGGCAGAUGACUUCCAUGAAUCUGCAAAGACACCACAGGGAGUUUUGUUAGGCUGCCAGUGUAUAGUCAGUAAAGGCAAUUCUGUCAUCAUGGGGCUAAAAUAACAAUCCAGUUCUCAUGUCAUCUGCAAUGGGUCUGAGGUAGAGCUGGGCUGUCACUGACUGGGGUUUUCUGUUGGCAUUUAGUGGUCAGGACACCCUAUGUUUAAUGUCUUUCAGUAAGUCAGAUACCCUAAAAAAGAAGAGAAAAAAAAACCUGUUGCAGUCAGGUUGAUUCCGACUCCUAGUGACCUACAGCACAGAGUAGAACUGCCCCAUAGGGCUUCCAAAGCUGUAACAUUUAUGGAAGCAGACUGCCACAUCUUUCUCCCUCAGAGCAGCUGGUGGGUUUGAACCACUGACUUUUUGGUUAGCAGCCUUGUGCUUAACCACUGUGCUACCAGAGCUCCUUGUAAGAUAGUCCCUCUUUAUUCUGCCCAGAGUGCCAGUUGUGCCCUUUGCAAGGCAUUGAGGGAGGGAUGGGGACUUCAUAUCCUUCAGGUUAUCCCUCCCUGCAGAAUUUUUUUUCACAACAGGCUUUUUUUUUUUUUUAACAACUUUUUUUUUCCUGAAUAAUUUUUGAUUUAUAGAAAAGUAAAUGUAGUACAGAGAAUUCCCAUAUAUCCCUCACUCAGUUUCCCCUACGUUAACAUCUUACAUUAGUACCUUUGUCAAAACUAAGAAACCAGUGUUGGUACAUUGCUAUUAACUAGUCUAGACUUUAUUUGGAUUUUUACCAGCUUUUCCACUUGUGUUCUUUUCUUGCUCCAAGGUCAAAUCCAAGACACCUCAUUGCAUUUAAUACAACUGGCUUUAAAUAAAGGAGUCCUGGUGGCACAGUGGUUAAGAGCUCAGCUGUUAACCAAAAGGUUGGAGGUUGGAACCCACCAGCUGCUCUGCAGGAGAAAGAUGUGUCAGCCUGCUUCUGUAAGGAUUUACAGCCUUAGAAAUCCCCUCCAGGACAGUUCUGUUCUGUCUUGUAGUGUCUCUAUGAGUCGAAAUCAACUUGACGGCAACGAGUAUUUGGUUUAGCUUUUAAUAAGUAUUGGGCAGCAGAGCAAGGCUUUGCCUCAGGCUAGAACUUGGAGUGUAAAUACGCUUUACAGUGUCAGGGGCAGAAGGUAAGUAAAGGUCCUUUUAGUAAAGACAGGCCAUGAGGCCACUCCAUGGGACCAGGGAGACCAUCACCACACAAAUGUUCCCUUCCUCAGAAAUGGCUCCGUGUUCUCAGAAAUAGGAAUAAGUGGGCAUUGAGGCCUUAGUAGCUGACAAAGGGCAGGGCAGCAUUUCCUGUACUGCUAUGAGAAAACACGUUUUAUGAGGGCAAAAAAGGAAGUUUGUAUUUAUGUAAGUUUGGGUAUCUCAGGCUUAAGGAAAGUUAAACCAUAUUGCAAGAAUUCUUAGAUAACUUCAUGAAUCCCUAAGGAGGACAUAGAGUAUGUAGCAUUUCUCAAAUUUAGGUUUCCACUGAAUCUCCAAUCUUUUGGCAAGGGGAAGGCUUAAUACCUGUUACCUUCAUCCAGAACCAUAGUUGGGAAUUAAUAGACAGGAGUAGAGGUGGGAUGAAAGGAGUGCAUUUGAUAGAAGAGAACAAUGGAUCUGAGGUGAAAGCUAGUCAGUAGAAUACUUUGUGUUAGAGGCAAAUAACUUAAAAUCAAAGCAAAUCUGUAGAAUUUUAUCAUUUCCUUUUAAGAAACUUGCCUCUAGUUUUCUUUAGUUUUUAAAAUGAAACCAAGCAGAUCUUAAGCCAGUUCCUAAAUCUCUAAAAUGUGUAAGAACAUGACGCUUAUGGCCUCACAGAACCAUGGUGACUGUCACCUUUAAUAACCUUACCUUUCUUAAAGCCGAGGUUGCUUGAGUUACGAGCGUUCUGGUUUGUCAAUGUCUUCAUUUUUAAGAGACACCUUUGUGGAGCAUUGUCAUUGUUAGGUGCUGUUGGAUCGAUUUUUCGACUCACAGCAACCCCAUGUGUCAGAGUAGAGCUGCCCCAUAGGGUUUUCUAAAUUUUGAUCUUUAUGGGAGCAGAUCUCCAGGUCUUUCCCCAGUGGAGCCACUGGGUGGAUUUGAACUGCCAACCUUCCAUUAGCAGCUUAACAUUUUCGCCAUCAGGGCUCCUUUCUGAAGCAUAGUAGGGAGCCACUGGUGGGCUCCACCUCCUGCCUUAUCUUGGGAACAGGAUCUCACAAACAGAGCAGAGGCAUGUGGUAGACAGACAAAGAAGAAGAGAAAGAGACCAGUUCCUUGUGUCUUGAGAAAAGGUGAAAACUUUCAUGUUGAUUGGGCCAAGGGAUUUCUCCAGUUGAAAGUGACAUACCUCUGGACCUUUCCAACCCAGGUUUUUGAUAAAAAGGGAUUAACCCCUUGAGGGACUCCUUGGGUGGUGCAAAUGGUUGAUGCUUGGCUGUUAAUGAAAGGUUGGAGAUUUGAGCCCAUGCAGAGCAUCUAGAAAGAAAGGCCUGGUGACCUACUUCCAAAAAAUCAGCCAUUGAAAACCCUAUGGAGCAGAGUUCUACUCUGAUACACGUGGGGUCAUCAUGAGUCAGAAUCAACUCCAGCACUACUGGUUUAACUUCCUUAGAGCAGAGCCCUGUGAAGCCUGUGGCAAAUGUUGGUCUCUACCUCUCCAUUUUGGGAUGCUACGCCAGACUGGUUCCACUGUGGGGCUUGGGGGUGAUGCUUGCUUACACUGAGUCAGACAUGGAUUUGGGUUUCCAAGGAAGCUCUGACGCGUCCUAAUGCCCAUUUACUUGUGCUGUGAGCUACUGAGAAUAUGCAACGGAGUAGGUGCUGGAAGAGGUGUCCGCCCCAGUGUGGGGAAAGCUCUUCGGAUUUGUAUUAAGAAUGGCCUCUCCCACACAUUAGCCAAUCCAGGCUUUGGUGUUUUGUUUCCUUCCUUAAAUAACGGAGUGUCUAUCCCUUAGUUACAUGUAGCACCAAGAAAAUUAGUUCAGAUGUCAGCUUUCUGUCUCAGAGUGACUGGAAGCUUGGCAUGGUGCGCAAUCACAUGGUCUUCAGAUCUUUUAAAAGCUGAUUUUCCUGGGCCUAAUCCCGUGGGAAUUGGAUACAAUCUAUAAUUAUUAAUUCAGCUCCCAUUGACGUUGAACUUCCUGAGAAACUUAAAUUAAGAAUUAAAACACACACACACACAACUCAGAUGGAGCCAAUCACUAAAUCACAUUGAUCUUUCAUGGUCACCUUUCUUUAGGAUUAGGAGAAAAAGGAAAAGAGUGGGGUUGGAAAUACAGGCAGUCCCUAGGUUAUGAACAAGAUCUGUUCCUAAGAGUGUCUAAGAAUUUGUGGGUUAAAUCGGAACAGGAUCUUAUUUAGCCUUACUUUAGCGCAGGAAAAGGCUCCAAGGCUUUUCAACGAUUUAAAAGCUGCACGUGCAGAAAGUGAAGGUGAAUGUAAUGAAAAAUUUGUUGUGAACAGGUGUUGGUUCAAUCAUUUCAAAGUGAUGGCAAAUCUACAUAACAUUACAGGGCAGAGUUGUCUGUAACCUGGGGACUUACUGUAACCCCAUUUCCCACUGGGCCAAAAGAGGCUGAAGUAGUUGAGAGUGAAGGUCAACAGCAAAUGCCAACUAGGUACUGGCUCGAGGUCCCAGGAGGCCUGGCUCAUCACUGCCAAAGGCCACCUGACCUUUCAUGCCUGGGCAUUCUUGGGAGCUCAGAUGUUUGUGAACCAGGCUCAAGGAUUCUCAAGUUCACGUCACUGGCAGAUGGUUUGGAGAGGAGACCUGGAGUUUCUGAAAUUGCGAGGUAAUCAGGGGAAUAGGUCUGGUAUAGGGAGCAAGGAGACUAUAAAAUCAUUUGACUCUGAAAGUUUUACCUUUUCCCGAUCUGAGAGCUAGCAAGGAACCAAAGCACUGGCACCUUCAUUGGCCCCUGCCUGGCAACUUCAUGAGGUUGUGGAGGGGACUCCAGGUACUAUGUAGCCUCAGCCUUUGCCACAGGCUUGAGGAAAUUUAGUAUGCUAAUUAGGAGCUUGCCAAAAUCAGAGAAACUCCCCUCCCGGGGGUAGGCCUAAUUUUUAGUUGUUUUAAAAAUACCCCAUUAGACAGAAAUUUCAGGACACCAAGUGACCUAGAAAUCAGUCCAAGGUUAAUUCUCCUUCACUGCACAGGACUCAGACAUUUUCAUUUUGGUUCAGCUGCCAUCUGAGGCAGUGCAUUCUUUUUACAUGUCUGAGCAGAUUUGGGUUUCCCAAAAUAUUUUGGAAUGAAGUAGAGGGGUUUGUCUUGCUUGGUGAGGGAAGGAAUUUAGCAAGCACUGAUCUUUCUGAGAAAGGGGUGCACACAUGAUUUACUUGAGAAUAUUAACAGUCACUAUCUUUUCCCCAAGAGGAAUGGGUCAAUGUUUCCAUACUCACCCUGUCAGCACUAAUUUGAGCUUACAGUGCUAGAGGUACAUUCUGUUUCUCACACACACAAGGCAUUAGAGUGGGAGGAGGUGAUGGGUGAGGGGAAUGAUACUGGGAAGUACAAUUCCUUUUUUACAGAGAUUCAAAAUGUCUUGCUGGACUCAGUGUUGAUUAUAAUGUCACCCCCACCGCUACCACAAUCUUAUAUGGAGGAUUUACUGGGAGCUCACUAACUAAAUUCACCAAUUAAACUCCCACGGUAAUCCCAGGGCAGAUUAACCAAUAAACAUGGUAUGCACUGGCUCACAUGGAGCAAGGUACACGUGGGCUUAAUUGUAUUUACUUGAUAAUCUGGUGAGCAGUUUCACAUGGGUUUCACCACAUCUUUGACAUGGUGGUGGGCAGGUGAAAUUGCGCACUGCAGAUAGGUGGAAAGGCACAAUUAGGCCCAUGUGUACCUUGUUUACUGGGUGAUCUGGCACUGGAUCCCUAUAUUAUAGGUAUUGAAGAUUUUUACCAACUUCUAUAGUCUUUCUUGAUGAAAUAUGCAAUCAAGAUGCAUUGAUAAUUACUGGUGAUUGGAAAACAAAAGUUGGAAAUAAAGAAGAAGGAUCAGUAGUUGUAAAAUAUGGUCUUGGUAGAUGACAGAAACUAUGAUACAAACUAUGCCAGAGAUCACACUGUAGAAUUUUGCAAGACCAACGAUUUCUUCAUUGCAAAUCCCCUUUUUCCAACAUAAACGGUGACUAAACACGUGGACCUCACCAGAUGUAAUACACAGGAAUCAAAUCAAUUACAUCAGUCAGAACAAGGCCAGGGGCUGACUUUGGAACAGUCCAUCAAUUGCUCACAUGCAAGUUUAAGUUGAAGCUGAAGAAAAUUAAAACAAGACCACCAGAACCAAAAUACAACCUUGAGUAUAUUCCACCUGAAUUUGAAGGCCAUCUCAAGAAUAGAUUUGGCACAUUCAACACCAAUGACUGAAGACCAGACAAGUUGUGGAAUGACAUCAAGGGCAUGAUAUAAUGAAGAAAGCAAGAGGUCAUUAAGAAGACAGGAAAGAAAGAAAAGACUAAAAUGGAUGUCAGAAAAGACUCUGAAACUUGCUCUUGAAUGGCAAGUAGCUAAAACAAAUGGAAGAAAGAAUGAAGUAAAAGAGCUGAAGAGAAGAUUUCAAAGGGCAACUUGAGGAGGCAAAGUAUUAUAAUGAUACGUGCAAAGACCUGGAGAUAGAAAACCAAGAGGGAAGAAAACGCUUGGCAUUUCUCAAGUUGAAAGAAAUGAAGAAAAAAACUGAAGCCUUGAGUCGUGAUUUUGAAGAUGGUCAAAAUAUUAAACGAUGCAGGAGGCAUCAAAAGAAGAUGGAAGGAAUACAAAAAGAAUUGGCUGGCACUCAACCAUUUCAGGAGGCAUCAUACAUAUGAUCAGGAACCAAUGGUACUGAAGGAAGAAGCCCAAGCUGCACUGAAGGCAUUGGCAAAAAACGAGACUCCAGGAACAGACAUAAUACCAAUUGAAAUGUUUCAACAAACACAUGAGCUCUGGAGAUGCUUACUUAUCUCUGACAAGAAAUUUGGAAGGCAACUACCUGGCCAACCAACUGGAAGACAGACAUAUUUGUGCCCAUUCCAAAUAAUGUGAUCCAAGAGAAUACAGAAAUUAUCAAACAGUAUCAUUAAUAUCACACGCAAGGAAAAUGUUGCUGAAGGUAACUCCAAGGCAGUUGCAGCAGUACAUUCACAGGGAACUGCAAGAAAUUCAAGCCGGAUUCAGAAGAGGGCAUGGAAUGAGGGAUAUCAUUGCUGACGUCUGAUGGAUCCUGCCUGAAAGCAGAGAAUACCAGAAGGAUGUUUACCUGUGUUUUAUUGACUAUGCUAAGGCAUUCGACUGUGUGGAUCAUAAUAAAUUAUGGAUAACAUUGCUAAGAAUGGGAAUUCCAGAACACUUAAUUGUGCUCAUGAGGAACCUGUACAUAGACCCAGAGGCAGUCAUUGAGCAGAACAAGGGGAUACUGAGUGGUUUAAAGUCAGGAAAGGUGUGUGCCAGGGUUGUGUCCUUUCACCAUACUUAUUCAAUUUGUAAAGAUAAGCAAAUAAUCCGAGAAACUGGACUAUAUGAAGAAGAAUGUGGCAUCAGGACUGGUAGAAGCCUUAUUAACAACCUGCGAUAUGCAGAUGACACAAACUUGCUUCCUGAAAAGUGAAGAGGACUUGAAGCGCUUACUGAUGAAGAUCAAAGACUACCACCUUCAGUACUGAUUAGACCUGAACAUAAAGAAAACAAAAAUCAACAAGCAACCAAUAAGCAACAUUGUAAUAAGUGGAGAAAAGAUUGAAGUUGUCAAAGAUUCCAUUUUACUGGGAUCCACAAUCAACUCUCAUGGAAGCAGCAGUCAAGAGGUCAAACGAUGUAUUGUGCAUCAGGCAAAUCUGUGGCAAAAGACCUCUUUAAAGUGUUGAGAAGCAAAGAUAUCACCUUGAGGACUAAGGUGUGCCUGACCCAAGACAUGAUCUUUUCAAUCACCUCGCGUGCAUGUGAAAGCUGGACAAUGAAUAAGGAAGACAGAGGAAGAAUUGAUGCCUUUGAAUUAUGGUGUUGGCAAAGAACACUUAAUAUCCAUGGACUGCCAGAAAAAUGAACAAGGCUGUCUUGGAGAAACUACAGCCAAAGUGCUCCUUGGAAGUGAAAAUGGAAAGACUUCAUCUCACAUACAUUGGACAUGUUAUCAGGAGGGACCAAUCCCUGGAGAAGAACAUUAAGCUUGGUAAAGUGGAGGACCAGCAAAAACAGGAACACCCUCAAUAAGAUGGCUUGACCCAGUGGCUGCAACAAUGAGCUUAACCAGCAGUGACCGUAAGAAUGGUGCAGGACCAGGCAAUUUUUUGUUGUUGUCCAUAGGGUCGCUAUGAGUUGGAACCAACUCAGUGGCACCUAACCACAAUUAUUACUCCCUGUAGUCCCUGGUUGGGCGCAAAUGGUUAAGUGCUCAGCCACUAAUUGAAAAGUUGGUGACUUAAAUCCACCUAAAGGUUCUUCAGAAGAAAGGCCUGGUGAUCUACUUCCGAAAGACCAUAGUCGUUGAAAACCCGAUGGAACACAGUUCUAUUCUGACACACGGGGGUAGCCAUGAGUCGCAAUCAAAUAGAUAGCAACUGGUUUUUCAAAUUUAUUUAUUUUAAUGAUUCCUGUUAUUCAGAUAAAGACAUGGAGCUUUAGGGAGGGUAAGUAAUGUGCCCAGAUGGUACUGCUAAGCCAUCUGGCUGCAGUCUGAGCCUUAAGCAUCAAAUAGUAUUUGGCCUCUCUUGGAGUUGUCAAAUGUGCCGGUCUAGAUUUUUGUAUUGAUUGAUGGAGCUGCUCAUUUCCACGAAUACCCAGGCAUGCAGUCUGCACCCUCUUCUUGAAGUGAAGUCCUUGGACCAAAAGUCUGGCAGCCGGUGGCAACUUACCAGAAAUGCAGAAUGCAGGUCCUCCUGGAGUCACUGUAUCACAACAGCCCCAGGCACUUGCCUGCAUAUUCAAGUUUGAGAAGCACUGCUCUUUGCUACCUAGAGGAAUAUAUCCUUCACUCUGUUCUUCCUCUCCCCGUGUCUAAUCUUGUCUAGUAAUUUUAAGUUCUUUAAAAGUAACAAUACCUCCAAAUGUCUUACCAAGAAGUACUCAAAAGUGCAGAACUAGAAGCCUGACAUAAGAAUUUCUGGGCAUCUUUGAAUUUCUUAAGGAGAACUUGAAGCAAGCUCUAGGAUCUAAAAGACCCCAAGUUUCAGAAUUCACAGUAAGGUUAAGGAGCCCUGGUGGCACAAUGGUUAAGCUCUCAGCUGCUAACCAAAAGGUUGCCUCUUUGAACCUACUCAGCAACUCUGUGGGAGAAAGAUCUGGCAAUCUCCUCCCGUAAAGAUUACAGCCUAGAAAAUCCUAUGGGGCCAUCCUACUCUGUUACAUGGGGUCCCUAUGAAUCGAAAUCGACUCGAGGCCACCUAACAACAACACAGUAAUGUACAGCUUUUACAUACAUGGGCCCGACUGAGACCUGGGAUUCAGAGCUGGCUCAGACACAGUUCACGCUUGGUCGCACUGGGCCCUGUUCCCCUGGGGCAGCGGCAGCACAACAUGGAGCCAUCCCUGUGGUAUAAGCCUUGUUGAUGGCAAGGAGAAGUGAGAACCAAGCUGUCAACAACCCUGGUUACUGCCAAGCCCUGUUUGUCUGCCUGCCAGCAGGAAUCUAAAAAUGCAUUUAGGAAUUUGGACGUUUGGCUUUUACUGAAUAUAAAACUCUGCUCUGUAUAUAUAGCCUUGAUGAGCUGACCCAGCUUGGGGAUAACUGAUUUUUUUUUUUUAUUAUUUUUAUCGUGCUUUAAUUGAAAGUUUACAAAUCAAGUCAGUCUCAACAACUGAUGUUUUUUGUCUUAUAAGAUUCAGACUCUAUUUCUAGAAGAGGUAAUAGUGAGGCCAUUGAAAGUACUGCCUCUCCUACUCCUCAACUUUUGCCCCCCACUCCCGAGUGUAGGUCCCCAUUCUGAAAUCCCAUUCAGGUAGUCCACAGUUCCGCACACUGUUAUAGGAUUAGAAGCUAUAAUACGAGGUAGGGGGAUUCAGAGUAAAAUCAGGCUUUCUGAGAGGUUGUAGAACCUGGGUGCCCUUGGAGUAACACAAUUUUUUGGUCCCCCAAAGUGUCAGCUUCAAAAUAUUACGUAAGAAAAUGGAGGAUCACUGAAUGCUGCCUGCUACUUCAGCCCAAAUUCCAUGACCUUGCAUCCAGUGUUUCCAAAUUUAUUCUGGGUGAGCUUCAAUUUUGGCAGAAUGGCAUUAAACUGCAUCUAUGUGAGCAGUAAAAAAGAGCUGUGGUGGCACAAAGGCUAAAUGCUUGGCUAUCAACCGAAAAGGUUGGUGGUUCAAACCCGUUCAGCAGUUCCAUGAGAGAAAGACCUGGCAAUCUGCCCCUGUAAAGCUUACAUCCUAGAAAAACCUAUAGGGCAGUGCUACUCUGUUACAUGGGUCGCUAUCAGUUGGAAUCAACUUGAUGGCACCCAGCAACAAGGUGAGCAGCACAGCAUCCUUACUUGAGGCAGACAAAUCUAGUUGUGAAUCCUGGUGUGAGCACUAGGACAAGGCCCUUACUCCAAGCCUCCGUAUAUGUAUGUUGUUGUUAGGGGCCAUCAAAUUGGCUCUGACUCAUAGCGACCCUAUGCACAACAGAAUGAAACACUGCUUGGUCCUCUGCCAUCCUCACAAUCAUUGUUAUGCUUAAGCCCAUUGUUGCAGCCACUGUGUCAAUCCGUCUCAUUGAGGGUUUUCCUCUUUUUCACUGACCCUCUACUUUACUAAGCAUGACGUCCUUCUCCAAGGACUGAUCCCUCCUGACAACAUGUCCAAAGUAUGUGAGACGUAGUCUCGCCAUCCUUACUUCUAAGGAGCGUUCUGGUUGUACUUCUUCCAAGACAGAUUUGUUUAUUCUUUUGGCAGUCCAUGAUAUAGUCAAUAUUCUUCUCCAACACCACAAUUCAAAAGCAUUCAUUCUAAUUCUUCAGUCUUCCUUAUUAAUCAUCCAGCUUUCACAUGCAUAGGAGGUGAUUGAAAAUACCAUAGCUUGGGCAGGUGCACCUUAGUCUUCAAGGUGACAUUUUUGCUUUUCAAGACUUUAAAAAGGUCUUUUGCAUCAGAUUUGCCCAAAGCAAUGUGUCUUUUAAUUUCCCGACUGCUGCUUCCAUGGGUGUUGAUUGUAGAUGCGAGUAAAAUAAAAUCCUUGACAACUUCAAUCUUUUCCCUGUUUAUCAUGAUGUUGCUCAUUGGUCCAGUUGUGAGGAUUUUUGUUUUCUUUAUGUUCAGGUGUAAUCCAUACUGAAGGCUGUGGUCUUUGAUCUUCAUCAGUAAGUACUUCAAGUCCUUUUCACUUUCAGCAAGCAAGAUUGUGUCAUCUGCAUAACGCAGGUUGUUAAAAAGUCUUCCACGAAUCCAGAUACCACAUUCUUCUUCAUAUAGUCCAGAUUCUCGGAUUAUUUGCUCAGCAUACAGAUUGAAUAGGUAUAUUGAAAGGAUACAACCCUAAUGCACACCUCUCCUGACUUUAAACCCUACAGUAUCCUCUUGUUCCGUUCAAACAACUGCCUCUUGAUCUAUGUACAGGUUCCUCAUGAGCACAAUUAAGUGUUCUGAAAUUCUCAUUCUUUGUAAUGUUAUCCAUAAUUUGUUAUGAUCCACACCGUUGAAUGCCUUAGCAUAGUCAAUAAAACACAGGUAAACAUCUUCCUGGUAUCCUCUGCUUUCAGCCAGGAUCCAUCUGACAUCAGCAAUGAUAUCUGUGGUUCUGAAUCCGGCUUGAAUUUCUGGCAGUUACUAGUUUCACUAGUUGAUAUACUGCUUUUGAAUGAUCUUCAGCAAAUUUUUUAUUUGUGUAUGAUGUUAAUGAUAUUGUUUGAUAAUUUCUGCAUUCAGUGGGAUCACCUUUUUUGGGAAUAGGCAUAAAUAUGGAUCUCUUCCUGUCAGUUGGCCAGGUAGCUGUCUUCCAAAUUUCUUGGCACAGACUAGCGAGCACUUCCAGUGCUGCACCUGUUUGUUGAAACAUCUCAACUGGUAUUCUGUCAAUUCCUGGAGUCUUGUUUUUAAUCAAUGCCUUCAGUGCAGCUUGGACUUCUUCCUUCACUACCAUUGUUUCCUGCUCAUAUGCACCUCCUGAAAUGGUUGAAUGUUGACCAAUUCCUUUUGGUAUAGUGACUCUGCAUAUUGCUUCCAUCCUCUUUUGAUGCUUUCUGAGUCGUUUAAUAUUUUCCUCAUAGAGUCCUUCACUAUUGCAACUCAAGGCUUGAUUUUUUUCUUCAGUUCUUUCAGCUUGAGAAAUACAGAGCAUGUUCCUCCCUCUUGGUUUUCUAUUUCCAGGUCUUUGCACAUGUCAUUAUAAUACUUUGUCUUCUCAAGCUGCGCUUUGAAAUCUUCUGUUAAACUCUUUUAGUUCAUCAUUUCUUCCUUUCACUUUAGCUACUCAACAUUCAAGAUCAAGUUUCAGAGUCUCUUCUGACAUCCAUUUUGGUCUUUUCUGUCUUUUUAAUGAUCUCUUGCUUUCUUCAUGUAUGAUGUCCUUGAUGUCAUUCCACAACUUGUCUGGUCCUUGGUUAUUAGUGUUCAACACUUCAAAUCUAUUCUUGACAUGGUCUGUAAAUUCAGGUGGGAUGUAUUCAAGGCCAUACUUUGGCUCUUGUGGAUUUGAGCUAAUUUUCUCCAGUUUCAACUUGAACUUGCAUAUGAGCAACUGAUGGUCUGUUCCAUAGUUGGCCCGUGGCCUUGUUCUGACUGUUGAUAUUGAGCUUUUCCAUCGUCUCUUCCCACAGAUGUAGUCUAUUUGAUUCCUGUGUAUUCUACCUGCUGAGGUCCACAUGCAUAGUCGCUGUUUAUGUUGGUGAAAAAAGUUAUUUGCAAAAUUCUAUCAUGCCAUCUCCAGCAUCGUUUAUAUCACCAAGGCCAUAUUUUCCAAUUACCGAUCUUUGUUUCCAACUUUCACAUUCCAAUCACCACUAAUUAUCAAUGCAUCCUAAUUGUGUGGUCAAUCAAUUUCAGACUGCAGAAGUUGGUAAAAAUCUUCAAUUUCUUUAACUUUGACCUUAGUGGUUGGUGCAUAUAUUCGAAUAAUAGUUGUAUUAACUGGUCUUCCUUGUAGGCGUAUGGAUAUUAUCCUAUCACUGACAGCAUUAUAUUUCAGGAUAGAAAUUUUCUUUUUGCUGAUGAAUGCAAUGCCAUUCCUCUUCAAGUUGUCAUUCCUGGCAUAGUAGACUCUAUGAUUGCCCGAUUCAAAAUGGCCAAUACCAGUCAAUUUCAGCUCAUUAAUGCCUAGGAUAUCAAUGUUUAUGUGUUCCAUUUCUUUUUUUUUUGAACAUUUUUAUGUGAAAAUAUUUCGUAAGACAGUUUCUCUCAGAAAGAAAAAGUAGGUCAGUUUUAUCAAUGUGAAAGAUGAUUUAAAUCUGAAUGCAUUAUUAACCUAUCCUUGAACAUGACAAAAACCUGCCUUUGUGUUUUCAUAUCCUUCAAAUUAAAUCCUAUAAAAAUCUAAGUUUCCAAAGGGGGAAAAAUGCUCAGAAAGUUUUAAUUAGGUUGAAAUACUUCAUUACUCCCUACCCACAAUCAGGUAAAUGCUAUCAAUUCAGACUGAUGAUGCAAAGCAUUUCUCAGGCACUUAUUAUUUCAGUCACAUUGCCUAUUCAUUUUUUUUUUUUUAAACUUAACAAUUUUACCAGAUCUUUUCUAAGGAAUGCUGUCACCUUAUACCUACUAUAAUUUUUAAAAAAGUUUUUGUUGUGCUUUAAGUGAAAGUUUACAAAUCAAGUCAGUCUCUCAUGCAAAAAUUUAUACACACCUUGCUAUAUACUCCUAAUUGCUCUCCCCCUAGUGGGACAGCACACUCCUUCCCUCUGCUCUCUCUUUUUGUGUCCAUUUGGCCAGCUCCUGACCCCCUCCGCCCUCCCAUCUCCCCUUCGGACAGGAGAUGCCAACAUAGUCUCCUGUGUCUACUCGAUCCAAGAAGCUCACCCUUUACCAGUUAUCAUUUACUAUUCCAUUGACCAGUCCAAUCCCUGUCUGAAGAGUUGGCUUUGGGACUGGUUCCUGUCUUGGGCUAACUGAAGGUCUGGGAAACAUGACCGCUGGGGUCCUUCUAGUCCCACACCAUUAAGUCUGGUCUUUUUAUGAGAAUUUGGGGUCUGCAUCCCACUGCUCUCCUGCUCCCUCAGGGGUUCUCUGUUGUGUUCCCUGUCAGGGGAGUCAUCGGUUGUAGCCAGGCACCAUCCAGUUCUUCUGGUCUCAGGUUGAUGUAGUCUCUUGUUUAUGUGGCCCUUUCUGUCUCUUGGGCUCAUAAGUACUUUGUGUCCUUGGUGUUCUUCAUUCUUUGCCCUAGGUGGGUUGAGACCAACUGAUGCAUCUUAGAUGGCCGCUUGCUAGCAUUUAAGACCCCAGACACCACUCUCCAAAGUGGGAUGCAGAAUGUUUUCUUAAUAGAUUUCAUUACGCCAAUUGACUUAGAUGUCCCCUGAAACCAUGGCCCCCAAACCCCCGCCCUUGCUACCCUGGCCUUUGAAGCGUACAGUUUAUUCAGGAAACUGCUUUUGGUUUAGUCCACUUGUGCUGACCUCUUCUGUGUGUUGUCUGUUCCUUCACCUAAAAUAGUUCUUAUCCAUUUCAUUUCUGACAACUUCCAAUUUUCCUAGGUUCAUACUUCAUACAUUCCACGCUGUGAUUAUCAAUGGAAAUUUGCAGCUGCUUCUUCUCAUUUUGAGUUGUGCCACAUCAGCAAAUGAAGGUCUCAAAAGCUUGACUCCAUCCACAUCAUUAAGGUUGACUCUACUUUGAGGAGGCAGCUCUUCCCCAGUCCUUUUGAGUGCCUUCCAACUGGGGGGGGGGGGUUCAUCUUGUGCAUGUGGCCAAACAAUGUUCUGCCACUAUCAUAAGGUUUCCACUGGGUAAAUCUUUUCAGAAGUAGACUGCCGGGUCCUUCUUUCUAGUCUGUCUUAGUCUGGAAGCUCAGCUGAAACCUGUCUGCCAUGGGUGACCCUGCUGGUAUUUGAACACCAGUGGCAUAGCUUCCAGCACCAUAGCAACAAGUGAGCCCCCACAGUAUGACAAACCACAGACUCAUGGGCGUAAUAUAAAUAUGUAUAAAAAAACCCACUGCCAUCGAGUCGAUUCCAACUCAUAGUGACCCUAUAGGGCAGAGUAGAACUACCCCAUAGAGUUUCCAAGGAAUGCCUGGCGGAUUCGUUAUGUAUACAGGUUCAGUUUAUUUUUGAUGUUUACUUUCAUCACUUGGUAUACAAGUAACAUGCAGUUUACAGAAUUCCUGCAUGGCUAACCACCACAGAGCUGCAGUUUUCUUGUCUGUAAGAAGGUACGUGAGGGCUGAUACUGCACAACUCACCGGGCUGGUGCGAGGCUUGAGGGAGCACCUGGCAGGUACUUAUCACUAUGCCUGGUUUUAUGAAGGCUACACAAAGGCUGGGGCACUCUCUUCACACCACUUAAAUGUGCUCUUUCUUCUGAGUCAGUGUUUCAGUGGCUUUAUUAGCUUCAGAAUAGUAAAAGACUAAUGUUAUUUAUCUGCGACGGUUUUAUAGACUUUGGAAGUAUACUUAAAUUUUUAAAUUUACUUUGAUUCAUUUGUUUCUACGAAUUGUUUUAAAAGCAGCUGAAUAUAGAACACAGACACUCUUUUCUAGGUACAACCUCAGGUAAGCCUAGCUUGUACCCAGUUUCCUUCACCUUCCAGUGCCCUCCUGGAGACAGAGCAACAAAAACAUCCACAGUUAAAAAUAUUUUAUUUUCCUUAAAUUUACACAAAAUACAGUCAUGUACAAAAAAAUGUGCACAUUUCUCAAUUUACAUUUUAAAAAAGGACAACGGCAAUUUCAAAUACUAUCUACUUAUAUGUCAUGUAAACAUUGUUCUGGGCCCAUGUUAUUGACUAAAAUUUUAUCUCUUCUGAAACAGAGAUGUACGUGACUUACAGUUGCUUUCAGUUUGAGAAUUAGGUUUGUCAAACCGAUUUCUCAAGCCAUGAACGUGACCAUGGCUGGCCUGAUUCUAGGCAAAAAUGAAAUUCUUUCUAGACAUGACUACGACUUCAGAGCAACAGAAGUUGUAACUGCACCUGGUUUCCAUGUUACAUACACAUCUGUGUAACUGUUAAGUCUGAGCUUGACCUGUAUACAUCACACACGGAGUUGCCAUCAGUUGGAAUUGACUCGAUGGCAAUGGUUUUUUUGUUUGCUUGUUUAUUAUGAAGGAUCAUUUGUGGCAGCAUACAGAUACACGUGGAGGCACAGUCUCCUUUUGGGAAAGGCACCCAUGUCACAGUGCAGUGCCAGACGCAUGUAUUAAUCUUGUUUGGGGCUUGCCAUGUUGGUCACCAUUUGAAGAGGUGCCCAUAUGCACAAUUUAAAUACAUAAAAAUUUGAAAAUAUGUUUAGCUGGUCUGUUGACAAAAUGUACUCUUUAGCCUGAGGGGCAAGUGGGGGGAAAUAAAAGAAGGGAGUUUAUAAAGGAAAAGGAAAGGAAAGCACAUUCUGGGUUCUGUCAAAUACAUGGUCUUCAGAGAAAACACUGCUUCAACAUGUUAGUUUUGUUUUCUCUCUCUCCUAUGAUUUAACCAAGUGGAUAAUGAAAAAGAACAGAGCAAAGGUGUUGAUCUUGGCUCAGAAACCAUCUCUCCCUACCUAGGUAAACAAACAAAAAACCCAGGAAGUAGUGGAUCAGGAAGAACCUCUCUUGAAAGCAAAAUAGAAUUUAGACUACAGCUUGCUUUUCACAAAGCAGGUAAUAAUAGAGUUUUAACUCUAGAAAUACCAUCAAAUGAGUAAGGUGUUAUUACUUUUAAGAAAAAUGGCAUCUUCAUGAUUAUAACCCAAAUCUUAAAAAAAAAUGAAUCAACAAACUUUAAACUUUGGUUUUCAUGUAAAUCUGUGGUAAGUUCUGGACACUGGGCCCAAUUCUAUUGGGAAUUAGGCAGCCCCCAGACAGAAUCAACUCCAGUGACAUCAUGGCCACCCUCUCCUGCUGAAACCUAAAUAUUCAUCUUACCAGGAAUUCCAGGCUCAACCACGUUAGCAAAUGCUCAGCCAUCAGAGAGGCUCUAAGACUGAGGGCCCCAGGGCAUCUCGGUGCAAUAUUUAUGACAAAAGCACAGCCCUGAGCCAUUUGUCCUGGGCCAGAAAUGCCACAGCUAGGAGCAGACACACCCUGCAAGACGCUCUUUCACAGCCUCGCAAGCAUUGCAUCAGGAAACAAAGCAAGAAUUAUCCUGAUGGUACAAAUAGAGGCACUGGCUGAUCCCUACCUUGGCAACGAAUAAUAAUCUUUUGACUUCCAAUCAGCAAUGAAAGAGACAAAUAGGAAAUCUUAUCUAAUUAUUAGUUCACAAUGCCUUAUAAAAACCAAAAAAAAAAACAAACCCAGUGCCGUCGAGUCGAUUCCGACUCAUAGCGACCCUAUAGGACAGGGUAGAACUGCCCCAGAGACUUUCUAAGGAGCGCCUGGCCGAUUUGAACUGCCGACCCUUUGGUUAGCAGCCGUAGCACAAAACCACUACGCCACCACGGUUUCCCAAUGCGUUAUAGCUAGCAUUUAAAAACAAUGAAUUCAGUUCUUCAAUUUGAAAUUUGGUCUUUCAUGAGAAUUUUCACCUAGUAUGGGAGCUUUCUUCUACCAGCACAGGACAGACUUUUGCUGUCUUGAGAAACUUCUAAGCAGGCCCUUACACUAAAUCUUGCACAUGCAUGUCUUAGAAAGUGACACCCUAAGUGAACGAUCCAAAGAUGAAACGCAGUAAUUAUAUCAUCCUUAAUAUAAACAUCUAUUCCAAUGUUUACUCCGAGUGGGUACAAUAAAAGCAAGUGCCUGUGGAAAUUACAAGCCUUUGCCAUCUCUUAAUUCUUAAAAUCAUACAAUCAAGUGUAUUCACGCUUAACCUUUACUUAUCAUUGUUAUUAAAUAACCCUUAACGUUUAUUUUGUUGGCAUGUGCUAAUAAACACACAUAUUCCCAAGAGAGCAAAGGAAAACCCCAGUCCAAAGUAUUCUGUGUGAAGCCAAUUAAGAAACUUGCCUCCAGUAUCUCGAGGUCUUAGGCAGCAGCCAUGGUUGCCGUGGAAACAAAUUUGCCUUGGCAUUUCCAACUGAGCCAGAAGCUAUUGAGCAACAUGUCUUCAAACAGAACCUAGUGUAAACAGACUGCCCGCCCCCCAACCUGGGCUCCAUUCUAUGAAGUAUACAGAUGAUUAAAAAUUACAAAGGAAGACAGAACAAUCCAUACACGAUUUAUUUCACUAUAACUGGGUGUUUUCUUUUAUUCAAUCAUAUAAAUUUGAAUGGGGAUUCCUGAAUAUAUCCUUUUAGUUAAUUUACCUUUGGCAGAAACAACAGAUUUCAAAACAUUUAGUAAUUGGUUUCUCCUACUACCUUAAAAAAAAAAAAUCCCGCAGCAUAAUUUUCAAAACAAUAUUCUUAAA
This is a messenger RNA of Loxodonta africana (African savanna elephant), 25166 nucleotides long. RefSeq names its product HECT and RLD domain containing E3 ubiquitin protein ligase 3 (gene HERC3). Gene Ontology annotation, cellular component: cytoplasm. Gene Ontology annotation, molecular function: ubiquitin protein ligase activity. The transcript is spliced from 24 exons. The record is from RefSeq and is a predicted model, not a curated record. Lineage: Eukaryota; Metazoa; Chordata; Mammalia; Proboscidea; Elephantidae. Bases 604 to 3402 code for a protein of 932 amino acids. Gene Ontology annotation, biological process: protein polyubiquitination; ubiquitin-dependent protein catabolic process.